AUGAUGCAGCCGCAAGGUGCUCGGUACAAUGGCCACGACCGCGACCGGGAACACCAGUCGUCGCCGACCUCGACAAACCAGCAUUUGCAUCCUCACCCUCACUCUCAACCGAACCCGCAUUCGCAACCCGACCCCGCCGACAGCGACGAUGGCCAGAACAGCGCAGACGACCUCGACAAUGAUGACGACCAGCCCGAUGUAACUCGUCUCGGCAAACGCAAGCGCCCCAUCUCCGUGUCAUGUGAGCUGUGUAAACAGCGGAAAGUCAAAUGUGAUCGAGGACAGCCGUCGUGCGGGUGGUGCAGCCGCAAUGGCGCCGUCUGCGAGUACAGGGAAAGAAAGAAGCCAGGCCUGCGUGCGGGCUACGGCCGUGAACUAGAGCAGCGCCUCGACACUUUGGAGGACAAGCUCCGGGUCCACGCCGAGAUUCUGCAGUCCUUGACCUCGAACACGAGUCCCGUCAGCGGACACGGCGGCAACGGUCCCGGACCCACACAUCAUGCGGCACCAAGCACGAAGGGCAGCAAUGCUAGCAUGCCUAGUGACCAUGGAACACCGCGCGAGGCCAUCCCACCGAUAUUCGGCCGCCCGGGCCACGACACACUUCGGACUCCGCAAGCCGAGACCGCCCUCUUCCUCCAGAAGCCCACAACGUCGCUCGACUUUGGCCUGUCGACGGCGCCGGGUCAUGAUAGCUUCCCGGCUGUCAGCGGUAUAUCACCGACGAACCACAUCCAGCCGACUGUGCCGCCGAGCGCCGCGGCUCAGGAGUACUACGGGACUGGCCACGGCGCGCAGCUACAGUCACCUUCGACCGCCACGCAGAAUUCGGGACAGAUAGGCUCGGAGCAGGAACUCCCUCCCUACGACUUGCUGUAUGCGUUGGUGGAUCUCUACUUCAAACAUGUCAAUACGUGGUGCCCCAUUCUGCAUCGCAAGACUACACUGGAUUCGCUCUUCGGGCCGUCCAUGAUCGACGACGAAGACAAGAUCUUGCUUCAUUCCAUUGUCGCCACGGCUCUCCGGUAUUCGACCGACGUUCGGUUGACCGAGGAAAGCCGACAGCGCUACCACGAUGUGUCGAAGCAGCGUGUGCUCUUGUAUGGGAUGGAGCACCUGUCGGUCAAGUCACUACAGGCCCUCGUGAUCCUCGCAUUGGAUUUGUGUGGUAGCAGUAACGGCCCGCCUGGGUGGAAUAUCAUGGCACUCAUCACGCGGGCUGCGGUGCAACUCGGGUUGGCCGUCGAGAGCAAUUCCUUCUCCGUGGCACCCAGCUACACGUCCAUUUACACCCUGCGGGCUAUGAUCCUGCCGGAACCACGCGACUUCAUCGAGGAGGAAUCAAGGCGACGGCUCUUUUGGAUGGUAUACUUGCUUGACCGAUAUGCCACCAUUGCAACAGCGUUUGAGUUCGGUAUCGACGACUGCGAGAUCGACCGAACACUGCCCUGUCGAGACGACCUCUGGUUGAAGAACCAAAAGGUCGACACUCGCUGGUUUCGCGGCGACGACACCAAACCCGGGGGCUGCGGCCCCCCUGAACACGAAGUAGACAAGCCCGAGAACCUCGGCGCCUUCAGCUACUACAUCGAGAUUCUCGGCAUCCUCUCCAAAAUUCACCAGUUCCUCAAGCAGCCCGUCGACAUCACCGCCCUCUCCGACGUCGAGACCUGGCAGAUGCGGUACAAAGAACUCGACAACGCGCUCGCGACCUGGAAGUUCGGCCUGCCGGGCGACUACGGGUACAUGGCGAAACUCUUCCAGCCCGCCUCGGCCAAGACGCUCAACUGCGGCUGGGUGAUGCUGCACGCGACGUACCACACGGCCUUCAUCCGGCUGCACUCGUCGGCCGCCUACCCGACCACGCGCUCGCCCAUCUUCACCCCGUCCUUCUCGGCCUCGCAGCGCUGCCACGCCGCCGUCGAGAACAUCUCGGCCCUGUGCGAGUUCGUCGUCGCCAACGGCCUGCUCGUCAAGCUCGGCCCCCCCUUCGCCUUCACCCUCUGGGUCGCCGCCCGCGUCCUGCUCGUCCACGGCAGCACCGUCGAGCGCAAGCUGGGCACGCAGAUCGGGACCUUUGUCGAUACCCUCCGGCAGAUGGGGCGGUACUGGCCCGUCGCGGCCCGCUAUUGCAGCCUCCUGAGCCGCGUGCUCGACGAGCACCGCGACAGCGAGCGCCAGGGCGGCGGCGAGGUGCCCGGCAGCGUCAGGAUCUUGGCGGAUAUGCGGCGCACCGCGUUCGAUCUGGACUUUUUGAUCAGCCGCCAGCCGCGGCAUGUGCCGCCGGCGAAUGGGGGUGGGAAUGGGAACGGGGGAGGGGCCGGGGGCGCGGCGGGCGGGAAUGGCGGGUGGCAGAGCCGGCUUGCGAGCGCCACGCCCGCGUCGAGGACGCCGGCGCCGAAUGAGCUGGAAUAUCUGGACGUGUUUGACUUUUUUAAUGUGCCCCGGCUGCCGGUCGGGCCGGGGGCGGCCGCGGCGGGUGCGGGUGCGGAUGGGGGAGGGAAUGGCGUGGAGUCGGGGGGUGGGAACUUGAACGGGGCUGUGCCGGGCGAGUUUAAUAUCACGGACUUUAUGGUGGACGUGAAUCGGGACUGGCUGUUUCAGCAGGGUGAGUCAAAGUUUCUGAGUUGA
Messenger RNA from Chaetomium fimeti, 2631 nucleotides. Its product is annotated as fungal-specific transcription factor domain-containing protein. The record is from RefSeq and is a predicted model, not a curated record. Gene Ontology annotation, cellular component: nucleus. Lineage: Eukaryota; Fungi; Ascomycota; Sordariomycetes; Sordariales; Chaetomiaceae. The transcript has 3 exons. The coding region runs from base 1 to 2631 and encodes 876 amino acids. Gene Ontology annotation, biological process: DNA-templated transcription; regulation of DNA-templated transcription. Gene Ontology annotation, molecular function: zinc ion binding; DNA-binding transcription factor activity, RNA polymerase II-specific; DNA binding.